Messenger RNA from Capronia coronata CBS 617.96, 1902 nucleotides. RefSeq lists its product as uncharacterized. Bases 1 to 1902 code for a protein of 633 amino acids. The transcript has 2 exons. Gene Ontology annotation, cellular component: nucleus. The record is from RefSeq and is a predicted model, not a curated record. Gene Ontology annotation, biological process: regulation of transcription by RNA polymerase II. NCBI's taxonomy places the organism in Eukaryota, Fungi, Ascomycota, Eurotiomycetes, Chaetothyriales, Herpotrichiellaceae.
AUGCUUGUUCUUAAGCAUUCACAUCGUCGACAGGUUGCAGAACCAACCUAUGACCCUGAGAACAGCGUUCAACCGCAAGCGCCGUUCCCCGGCCUGACCAUGGACACCUACGAGGUGGUCGAUCCAAUGCUCAACUUCCGUCCGCUCCAAUACUCGUUCUUUGAGACUUCAUCCAUGUUCGCGACCGAGCCAAUGCAAAUGAUCAAGGAAGACAUGUACCAGCUUCACGAAAUGCCCCCGGCCCUCGUCUCUUCAAGUUCGAUACCAUCAAUCCAAAGCGCUGCAUCGUCCACGAUCGGGUCACCAUAUUCAGGACCCUCGCACACCAUUGCCAGCCAGGACGGGUUUGACCUCGGUGCGUCGUACGGCUUAGGCGUGUUGUCAAGCGCGCUUGGUCAGGACACCUUCCACCAGGAUCUCCUUGGAGCUCCGAUGGAAGCCGACUUGUCCAUGUCGAAUCACAACAACAAUAAUGACAACAACCAUGACAAGCUCUUUUCGGACAGAAGCUAUGUGGAUCCAUCCUUGAUUCAUGCUUCAAGAUCGUAUGGGGAGACACCUUUCCCUCCCCAAGGGCUCUUCCCGCAAGGCAUUCACACCUUCUCAAACACGUCGCCAUCAGGUUCGCCGGCCCCCUCGCCACAACCCUACGGCAUGUACCCCUCUACCACCCAGUUCCCUGAACCUUUUGCAAACAACAACAACUACUACCCGCCGCCACAACACCUCAGCCGAAGACCGUCUCUGGCUUCCUAUGUCUCCAACGUCUCACACUCUAGCCCAGCUUCGGAACUUGACGAAGAGGGUCGAGAGAAGGGCCAGUGUCCACAUCCCGAUUGCGGCAAAGUCUUCAAGGACCUGAAGGCACACAUGCUCACCCACCAAGCCGAGCGGCCCGAGAAAUGUCCCAUUUUGACAUGCGAGUACAACCAGAAAGGCUUCGCUCGAAAGUACGACAAGAACAGACAUACCUUGACCCAUUACAAGGGUACCAUGGUGUGCGGUUUCUGCCCCGGAUCCGGGUCGCCUGCCGAGAAAAGCUUCAACCGCGCCGAUGUCUUCAAGCGACACUUGACCUCGGUCCACGGUGUCGAACAAACAGCCCCCAACAGCCGGAAACGAAGUCCCACUUCCAACAAUCGCAAGUUGACCAGUUACUGCCAAGAUGCUACCGGCAAGUGCUCAACCUGCUCGGCCACCUUCAACAAUGCUCAGGACUUCUAUGAACAUCUCGAUGACUGUGUGCUGCGUGUUGUACAGCAGGAAGAGCCUAGUGAGGCCAUCAACGCGCAUCAUCUCUCCAGCAUAGACCAAGAUGCCAGCGUGCAGGAGACCUUGGAUCGUCACAUGCUGAAGACCGAGGAUUCUCCCACUAAAAUUGAAGAUGACGACGAGGACGACGACGAAGAGGAAGAUGAGGAGGACGAAGACGAGGAUCCGUCCUUCACCGGCCGAUCCGCGAAAGGUUCCAUCAAACCCAACAAACCCGGCACUUCGGGGAGAGCCAUCAUCGCUGGUGGAGUCUCCAAGUCCACCAAGUCGGCCAGAAAAAGCAUGACCUGGUCCAAAGGCGGCGUCGCUCUUCUGGGCAAGGGCCGCAAGAAGAGAAAGCAUUAUCCACCGUCUUGGGGCAUGUCUGCCGAGAAGAUGCAGAUGAAGAAGCGCGUUCUCUGUGUCUACGAUGGGCCGCGUCGGUUGUGGAAAGACGACAUGAUGCUGCACAACGAGUUUGAAGUUCGAAUGAUGCUGCCCGACGGCAAGGGCUACGUGACCGACCUGGAUGUUGCCACACUCAAGCGAGCCGAGGCUUUCCACAAUGCCUCUGCAGACGAGAAGGGACCAUGGCUGCCUCCCACCGAGGACGAUGGGCAAUUGCUUGACUUGAAUGCGCUGAUGGCUUGA